CUUCGGUUUCCGGGUAAAAAAGUCAGGCUCCCGGUUUGAAAGUGAAAAUUAUUUCCGUUAGGUUAAUAAAAAGUGAACUAACGGAGGGAGGGCAUCAUCAGUGACGGAUAAUAACUGAACUCCUCAUCUUCAGUCCAGAUAUGAUGCUUCAGGUUUCCUCCCCCGGUUUAAGCCGUGGCUGAUCAGCAGGAACCACCAGCUGUGACCCACGGCUCACGUUUUCACUGAGAGGAACUCAUUGAGCAUGGAGUCGGACCUGCUGAUUGGCUGGCCGCAGCAGAAGGCGGAGCUGGAGCAGGAGGUGUGCCGUCUGCAGGAGGAGCUGGCGGAGAGCCGAGCAGAGAAGGAGGAGCUGGAGUCCAGGAGCAGAGCUCUGAGGGAGCGGCUUUGCCAGACUCUGAAUCCUUCUCUGAACCUCUCCCUGCACGAGGAGGAGCAGAGGAGGUGGAAAACCAAGCUGAGGGAGUGGAGGGAGAGGGAGGCCAGGCAGGCGCUGCUGAUCCACCGUCUGCAGAACAAGGUGUUGGAGUACAGAGAUCGCUGUCAGCAUCUGGAUCUGCAGCUGCAGGAGGAACAGUCCAGGCUACGGAGCUCUGAGCAGAGAAUCAGAGAUGAACACAGCGACUCCCUGGAGAGCGCCCUCAUCAGGCUGGAGGAGGAACAGCAGAGGUCUUCCAGCCUCACCGACACCAACGCUCUCCUCCGUCACCAGCUCAGCCAAUCAGAGGAGACGAACCAGGCGCUGAGAGAGGACCUCCAGAAGCUGACUGCUGAUUGGUCCAGAGCCGUGGAGGAGUCGGAGCGCAAAGCGGCUGAUUGGCAGAGAGAGAAGGAGGGUCAUGUGGGUCAGAACCAGGACCGCCUCCUGUCAGUCUGGAGGUCUGUGCUGGAUCUGAGGCGACACUGUCACACAGUGAGAACAGCCGCUGACAGGGAUCUCUGGCAGCUCAGAGCAGAGUUCUCCAAGUUCUCAUCAUCUCUCCUCCUCAGCUGUGACUCCGUCUGCUCCUCACUGAGGCCCAAACCCUCUGACCUUCCUCCUCCCUCCUCCUCCUCUCCUCCUCUAUCCUCUACUCUCGUUCUCCCUUCUUCCAACUCCUCAGCUUCUCCCCCUCAGCUCUCUCCCUCCACACUGGGAACCUUCACCUUAGGAGAGCUGAAAGAGGAGGAGGUGAAAGAGAAGGAGCAAACAGUGGAGUUAAAGCUGCUCCAGGAGGCGGAGGUGUUGCAGCUGGAACAAAGGGUUGAGGAGCUGAGUCGCUCCCUGCAGGCUGCAGACGGAGAGAAGGAGGAGGCCAAAAAGGAGGUGGAGAGGCUGAGGGAGUCAGAGAGGAGGCUGCAGUCAGUGGGUCAGGCUGUGGUCAGGAUGUCCAGGGCCCUGAGCAGGACCAGCAGUCAGACCCUGAGCGUCUCCAUGGACGCCGUCCUCAGCCUGGACCUGUCCUCCCUGCUGUCAGUCCUGUCUCAGACCGAGAGCACCCUCCAGUGGAAGCAUGAGGAGCUGCAGGGGGCGGAGCUAAAGCUGCGUCGGCUCGGCGAGGAGCAAACCGCCCUGCAGCUCCGACUGAACCAGCAGCUUGAGGAGAACCAGCAGCUGGAGGAGAACAGCCUGAGAACGCAGCAGGAGCUGAAGAAGACGCUAGACGCUCUGAGCAGGGAGAAGGAGGCGUCCAGCUCCCUGCGUCUGCAGCUGGAGGAGGUGCAGAGGAGAGAGGAGGAGGAGAAGAAGGAGAAGGACAGACUGAGGAGAGACAGAGAACGACUGGAGGAGAAAACUCGACAGCUGGAGGCUGAAACACACAGACGGGUGGAGGAGGAGCUCCUGGAGAAAGUCCAGCUGUCAGAGAGAGAAAGCAAACAGUUGAUGGAGAUCCACAGCCUGAAGGGGGCGCUGGAGAGGGAGCAGCUGGACAGGCAGAGAGCAGAAGAAGAAGGUGCUGAUGUCAGAGAGGCUCUGCAGAAGUGCAGGGACAGCCUGCUGCAUCUCUCCUCCUCAGAGACGAUGUUGAGGUGGGAGGCAGAGGAGGCGCGGGACGCCCUGGAGAAAAUGUCGGCUCUGAACGCCGCUCUGGUUUCAGACAAACGAGAUCUGAACAAACAGCUGCUGCAGCUGGAGGCGGAGCUAUCCAACAGCCAAUCACAAAUGCAGACGGUGAGGUCAGAGGUGAGCGUCCUGCAGAGGGAGCUUCAGGGCGUGAGGAGUGAGCUGAACCUGCUGAGAACUCAGUCACAGACAGACGCAGACACCAUCCAUCAGCUGAAGGAGCAGCAGGCAGAGCUGGAGAGAACCCUGGUGGAGAAGGAGGCCCAGGUGGAGUCCCUGGAGGAGGAGAGGCAGACGGCAGCCCAGCAGAUGGACGAGAGCUCCUCCCAACACACCCUGCUGAGGGAGGAGCUGAAGGAGGCGCAGGAACAGCUGCAGAGGGCACAGGAGGAGCUGAAAGAGAAGGAGAGACAUCAGGAGGAGCAGCAGAGGGAGAGCAGGAGGCUGCAGCAAGAACAGGAAGGGCUGAGGAGACACAAGGAGGAGCUGGAGGAGGAGCUACAGGAGCUCAGGUCUCUGUCGGUGAAGCUCCACCUGCAGCUCCAUCAGCAGCAGCAGCAGCUGUCCCAGGCAGAGGUGGACAGAUGUCAGCAGAACACGCGCCUCUGCACGCGCCUCUGCACGCUGCAGCGGGCCAAAGACACCCUGCAGGGUGAGAUCGAGUGUCUGAGAGGAGAACUACAGCGAGAAACGGCAAGAAGAGAAGACGAGAAGGAAAGGAGGGCAAGAACCCUGGAGGAGAAGGAGGAGUUGAAUGUAGAAAUGGAGCGACUGAGGGAGGAGGUGGAGGCGCUGCGGAGCAGAAGUUCUGAGCAGGAGGCAGAGAAGCAGGAGGAGAGGAAAACCUGGCAGGAAGAGAGAGAAGCUCUGAACAAAGAACUGGGGACUAGGGACGGAGCGCUGGAGGCCCUGAGGAGGCGCACUGAAGGUCUGACAGAGGAGGUGGAGGAGAGACAGAGAGAGGUGGAGAGGCUGAGGGAGGAGGUGGCGGAGAGAGGGAGCAAAAUCAGCACCAUGAUGGAGAGAAGGCAGCGAGCAGAGGAGGAGAAGGAGAAACUGGAGGAGCAAAUAAAGAGGACAGAGCUCCAACUGGCAGAGGAGGAGGAGAAGAGGAGAGAGGAGGAGAUGCAGAGGGAUUUAGAAACAGAGGCGCUCUGUGAGCGGAUCGAGAAGUUAGAGGAAAAAAAGAAAGAAAUGGAGGAGGAGAUGAACCAGCUGAUGAUUGAGGAGGAGACAUGGAGAUCUAGAGCUGUGGAGGACAAGGAGGAGGUGAAGAGACUGAGGAAGGAGAUCUCCAGGUUACAAGAAGACAGAGAGAAGGAGAGGAGACAGAGGGAGAGAAAACAGGAGGAAGAGAAGGAGCUAGAAGAGAGGCUGAAGGAGAAGGUGGGGGAGGUAGAGCUGCUAAGAGUGAGGCUGAAUGUGGCCCAGGAGGAGAAGGAGGAGAUGAAGGAGGAGGUGGAAAAGAGGGAGCGCAGCCUGGAGCGACAGAUGAGUGCUGUUAGGGAGAGAGAGGAGGAGGUGGAAAAGCUGAAGGAGCGUCUGAGGCUGGCAGAGGAGCGAGAGGAGGAAGGAGAGCGGGAGCGGCAGCUAGUGGAGGUCAGACUGAAGCAGAAGGAGGUGCGGGAGGAGAACCUGGAGGCACUGCUGGCAGAAACUCAGGCGCUCCUGGAGAAGGAGGUACAAGAGGGAGGAGGAAAAGACAGAAAAAUCUCCUCCCAGGACAGGGAGUUGCAGGAGGCUCAGGUUGAGAGAGAAAGAGCAAAGAGGAGGUCCAGAGAGAAGGAGGAGGCCUGUGAGCAGCUCGAGGAGGAGCUAAGGAGGUGGCAGCAAAAGGAAGAGCAUCGUGGGAAGGAGGCGACAGAGCUCCAGAAGAGCAUUAGGCAGAAACAAGAGGAGGUGCUGCAGUUGAGGGCCACACUGGAGGAGAAGGAGGAGGAGCUGAGGGAAGGAGAAAGGCUGAGAAGAAUGGAGGAGGAGAGAAAGCAAAUGACUGAGGAGAAAGUGAAGGAGGAGAGGAGGAGGUUAGAGGACAGGCUGGAAGCAAGAAUGAAAGAGCUGAAGGAGGAAAACGAUGAGCUGAGGAGGAGUCAGGAGGAGAAGAGACGACUGGUCAGCAAACUGCAGGAGAUACAGGAGGAGGAAAGAGAGGAGCUGAAGGGAGCGAGGGAGCAAAAUAGGAGGCUGAGGGACCAGCUGAAAGAGACGGAGGAGCAGAGAGAGGAGAAACUGAGACAACUGGAGGAGGAACUGAGGAAAAUGAAGGAGGAGAGAAGGCUGCAACAGGAAACAGAGAAAGAUCUCCACCUCCUGGAGGAGGAAAGAAGGAGGUCCAGGCUGAGGACGUUAGAGAAGGAGAAGGAAGAACUGCAGGUGGAGCUGGUAAGAAAGGACAGGGAGGUGACACUCCUUAGAGAGGAAGCACAGAGGGAGAGAGAGGAGCUCAGAGAGGAGGUGAAAAGAAAGGGAAAGGAGAAGGAGGAGGUCAAAGAAAGGAUGCAGGAGGAACUGAGAGCUAGAGAGGAGGAGUGGAGGUCAAAGGAGCUGAUGAGCAAGAAAAAUUUGCAGAAUGACAGGCAACUGGAGGAGGUCCAGCAGGAGCUAAGGAGGAGCAAAAAGGAAGCGACUCUCCUCAGAGAGGAGCUCCACAAGGAGCAAAGAGAAAAGGAUGAGAGGCAGGAGCGGCUGAGGAGGUCUGAGAAAGAGAUGAAAGCGCUCAGAGAGGAGUUGGAGAGAGAGCGGAGCAAGGCACAGGAGGAGAGAGCUCUGAGACUGGAGGUAGUAAAUGAAAAAGAGGAGUUAAUGAAGACGGAGGAGAUCCGCCAGGAGCUGCUGAAGAGCAAAAAGGAGGCAGCUCUCCUGAGAGAGGAGGUGCAGAGGGAAAGGAAGGAGGCACAGAUGGCUAGGAGUCAGAAAGUGGAGGUAGAACAGGAGCUUUCUGAACUGAGAAAGGAGCAAAAGGAAAAGGAGGAGAUGUUUGAAAAGGAGGUAAGGUCUCUCAGAGAGGAGGUGCUCAGAGUGAAGGAGGAGGCCCAUGGGAAGCUGCAGGAGGAACUCAGGUCUAAGGAGGUAAUGAGGAAGAAGGGGCAAGAGGAGUGGAGGAAGUUGGAGGAGGUCCAGCAGGAGUUACUGAGGAGCAAAAAGGAGCUCCAAGAGGAGCUGAUGAAGGAGCAACAAAAGGAGGAAAAGAUCCGCGAUGAACUGAGGAAGAGUAGGGCGGAGGUUAGCGAGCUGGCAGUCAUUGCUGAGGAGGUGAAAAAGGAACAGGAGCAGAUAGAGGAGGGGCUACGAAGGAAAGAGGAGGAGGUAAGGGCUCUAAAAGAGGAGGUGCAUGAGGCUCACAGGAGGAGUGAGAAGGAGGUGUCUCUCCUUCAAGAGAAGGUUCAAAAGGAAAAACAGGAGCUCCUGGAGGAGCUGCAGAAGAGGAGAGAUGAGGUCAAAGACCUUCAGGAGGAGGUGAAGGAGGAGCGCCAGAGGAGGGAGGAGGUGCAAGACGACUUGAAAGGUGUUCAGCAAAACAUGGAGGUGAUGGAGGAGAGCCUGACCUCCCUGAAGAGUCAGGUGUUGGAUCUGAGCCGCAGCCGGGAGCGAGCACGAAAGGAGGUGAAGGAGAAGGAGGAGGAGAGCCAGCAGAUGAGAGAAGGCCUAAGGGUGGCCCUGGAGGAGAUGACUACUCUGAAGGCUCUCCUUCAGGACAGCCACAACGAGGGGGAGCGUCUGAGGAGCGCGCUGGCCCAGAAGAAGGAGGACAUGGAGAAAAUCAGAGAGGAGAACAAGCAGGCGGCUAAGGAGGAGGUGGAGGAGCUGAGGGCCAGAGUCAAAGGUCUGGAGAAGAGAAGGAAGGAGGUGGUGGAGGAGCUGGAGAGGAGGAGGGAGGCUGAGGGGAGGUGGAGGAGUCAAGUGGAAGAGUUGGAGAAAGGGCAGGAGGUUCUGCACAUAGAGAUCCAGACACUAAGGAGUAGACGGGAGGAGGAAGACAGAGAGUGGAGGUCCAAGAUGGAGGAGAAGGAGGAGGAGGCAAGGAGGAGGAUCCAGGAGAGUCAAGAAGAGCUGAGAAGGUUGACAGCAUUGAUGGAGGAGCAGAAAGCUCAGAUGGAUGGACUGAGGAGGAGAAACGUCCAGACAGGAGAGGAUGAGGAGGAGCAAGAGGAAGAGGAGGAGCAGGUUUCCUCUGAGAAGGAGCAGCUGAGGAAGGAGCUGCAAAAGAAAGAGUCUGAGUUCUACAUGCUGACGCAGAGGAACAAGGAGCUGGAGGAGGAGCGGGACCGGUUCCGAUUGGCUCUGGAGCGGACAGAGGCCGCCAUGAUUGGCUACAGGCAGCGAGCAAACCUCAGGACUGGUUCUAACCCAGAGGAGGCUGUGGAGGACAGACUGCUGGUCCUGCAGCGACUGGUGGCUGAACUGGAGCUCGACCAGAUGAGGAUGAAGAAGAAGAAUUCCCACCUGGAACAGCAGAAAGACAAGCUGAAGAGGGCCAGAGAUGCACUGAAGGACACACUGAGACAGGUGGAGGAGGAUCGAUGGAGGCUCAGGCAGCAGCUCUCCCUCGGCUCUGGGUCCCAGGUGUGUUUGGUUGGUCAGGCGUCUGAGAACUCCACCGAGGUCGAGCGGCUGAGACACCAGGUGACAGAGCUGGAGGACCAGUUGAGUCAGCUGCGUCUCUCAUUGGCUGUGGACCAGAUGCAGAGGGCGGAGUUUAUUGAGCAGUCGUCCAGAAACAGCCAAUGGCUGCUCUCUCUGCGGCACGACCUCAACGAUUCGCUGGCUGCCGUCUCCAGCCAUCCAAUCCCAGCCGUUCUGGAGUCUGAAACGCAGCGAUUGGACCGCAGCCUGAGGGAGGAGGAGCUUAGGAUGUCUCUGAGCCAAUCAUAAGAGGGAAACUGUCAAUGUGAAGCUGCUUCGCUCUGAUUGGACAGGUUCUAUCUACAGGAAGUUAUUUAUUCAAAACUGACCAAUCAGAAGAGACCAAAAAUGUUACAGGAAAUAAACCUUCAGGUACAAAGUUACAGUCAUGAGUAUUUACCUCUGAUCUAUCUUCUUUAAGAACACUUUCUACAAUCUGAAUGUUCUGAAUCCUGAACCUUCUGUCACAUCGGUACCUGCAGAACUGGUAUAGAUGUGUUCUGAUCAGUUGGACUGUUUUUAUUUUAUGUUUACUGUAUUUAAAGGU
Molecule: messenger RNA, 7214 nt
Organism: Cyprinodon variegatus (sheepshead minnow)
Lineage: Eukaryota; Metazoa; Chordata; Actinopteri; Cyprinodontiformes; Cyprinodontidae
Product: trichohyalin-like
Exons: 30
Coding region: 245-6916 (2223 amino acids)
Source: RefSeq, a predicted model, not a curated record